CACACCAGAAGCAAUCACAUCACAAGCAUCAAUCAGCAUCAGCAACAUCACAAUCAGCAACCAAUCAUUUUCAUCCAACAUCCAUAAGCAAGCAUCAUCACAAUCAGCCAGCAUUCAGCCCACAUCCAGCAAAAUCCAGAUCCAAUCCAUAUCCAUCACCAUCCCACAUCAGCAUCCACCAACAUCAGCAUCAUCAUCUCACAGCACAUCCACAUCACAUACACACAACAUCAUUCAAACACAAGCAGCACACACCAUCAUCUCAGCAACAUCAGCAGCAGCACAUCCAGCAGCAUCACAGCAAUCAUCAGCACAGCACAAAUCAAUCCAGCAAAGCAGCAAGCAAGCCAUCAUCAGCACCAGAUCACAGGACAUCAGCAGUCAAUCAAUCAUCAUCAGCAGCAGCAUCAAGCAGCACAAUCAGCAGCAGCAGCAGCAUCAAUGCCAAAAUCAGCACAUACAGCAGCAAUCAGCCAAUCCAUAUCCAGCACAGCAGCGCAAGCCAGCAUCAUCAGCACGCAUCAUCAGCAGCAGCACAAUCACAUCAUCAUCAGCAAGCAGCACAGCAAAGCAUCAGCCAGCAGCAAGCAGAAUCAUCAUUCAAGCAAGCACACAUCAGCAGCAAGCAUGCAGCAAGCAAAGCAAGCAAUCCAGCCAAAGCAUCCAAACAGCAAGCAAAUCAUCCUCAAUCAUCAUCAAGCAAAAGCACAAGCAAGCAUCAAGCAUGCAGCCAUCAGCAGCAGCAUCAGCAGCGCAGCAAGCACACAAGCAAUCACAGCAGCAGCCAGAAACCAAUCUACAUCAGCGCCAAGAAUCAAGCUAUCAUGCAGCGCAUCAGCACAGCAGCCAAGCAGCAGCAAGCAAGUCACAGCCAGGCCAUCAGUCCAAAGCAGCAGCAGCAAUCAGCCAGCACAAGCAAGCACGCAGCAAGCAACCAUCAAAGCAGCAGCACAGCAGCAAGCACAAGCAGCAAAGCAGCAUCACAUCAGCGCAUCACACAUCAGCAGCAGAAAGCAUCAGCAGCAGCCAAGCACAUCAGCAGCAGCAGCAGCAAAGGCAAUCAGCAGCAGCAGCCACAGGCAUCAGCACAUCAGCAGCCAGCACACAAAGCACAGCAGCACAGCAAAGCAGGCACAUCAGCAUCACACAGACACAAUCAUCAGCACACAGCACAGGCAGCAAAAGCAAAGCAGGCAAUCAGAUCAACAAGCAAGCAAUCAACAGAAAUCAGCUCAUCGCAGCAGCACACAGCCAGCCACCAUCACGCAGCACGCACAUCACAGCAGCAAAGCCAGGCCACCAGCACAAGCCAGCAUCAGCAGCAGCACAAGCACAGCACAACCAGCACAGCCAGCCAACCAAGCAGCACCAGCACCAACCAAGCACCAACCAGCACACACCCAAGCACCAGCACCAGCACCACCAUG
Penaeus monodon (black tiger shrimp) is the source of this 1427-nucleotide messenger RNA. Its product is annotated as putative cyclin-dependent serine/threonine-protein kinase DDB_G0272797/DDB_G0274007. The annotation marks the transcript as partial. NCBI's taxonomy places the organism in Eukaryota, Metazoa, Arthropoda, Malacostraca, Decapoda, Penaeidae. The record is from RefSeq and is a predicted model, not a curated record. The transcript has a single exon.